This is a messenger RNA of Zygosaccharomyces rouxii, 1182 nucleotides long. RefSeq names its product GPI-anchor transamidase subunit GAB1 (gene GAB1). The transcript has a single exon. The coding region runs from base 1 to 1182 and encodes 393 amino acids. Gene Ontology annotation, biological process: protein localization to cell surface; attachment of GPI anchor to protein. NCBI's taxonomy places the organism in Eukaryota, Fungi, Ascomycota, Saccharomycetes, Saccharomycetales, Saccharomycetaceae. Gene Ontology annotation, cellular component: membrane; GPI-anchor transamidase complex. The record is from RefSeq and is a predicted model, not a curated record.
AUGCUGCUUAAGGAGAAAUAUGCGGUGGUAGGAUGUGUAGUGGUACGGUUGGCGGUUUCGCUUCUUUUCCCGUCCUUACAAACUCAAUUGGACAAAUCAGUUGAAUUAUCAACACCCAUGUCGUCUUACCGCUUAUUAAAUGAAGGUAUAUUCCUAUUACGCAAUGGUUUUCCACUCUACGAUGGCGGUGUUGUACAUCAUCCCCCCUUACUUGUGGCGUUUAUGUCAUUAAUUGAACCUCAGUAUCUAGUAGCAUUAUUAUACGCAUUGACCGAUGGGCUAAUUUCAUACCAAUUGAUCUGUAUGGCUAGGUUUUUCUCGGAUUUGGGUCUUCCAACUUGGCUACCAGGUGCUCUCUACGCGCUGAACCCGUUGGUGCUUUUAUCAUGUGUGAGUCAAUCGUCGGUCAUUUUUACCAAUGCCUUUACGUCAACCGCUAUUUUAUGUGCUCUCAAUGGUAACUUGUUAACGUUUGCAAUGGCCUUAGGGGCUGCAUCAUACCUAUCAUUGUACCAAUUAUCACUAUUAAUACCUUCCUUGUACCUUUUAUCAAGGGAAAACAAUCAAAGAUCAAGAGCCACCUUAGCGGUAUUGGGUGUAUUCGCUGCACUGUUACAAUUAAGUUCUGUUGUCACAGGCGGUAGUUGGAAAUUUUUACAAGCUACUUAUUGGUCUCAAAUGAACUUCGAGAAAUUGUUCCCCAACUUGGGUCUAUGGUGGUACUUUUUCAUCGAAAUGUUUGAUAUGUUUAUUCCAUUCUUUAAGGCUGCUUUCAAUAUUUUUGCCAUUUCGUUUGUGCUUCCUUUCUCUAUUCGUUUCCAAAGUCAGCCUUUCUACGCUCUAGUUUUAUGCAUAGGUUGGAUUACGUUAACCAAACCUUACCCAACUUUAGGUGAUGCAGGGUUUUUCCUUUCAUUUUUACCAUUUUUCAAGCCACUUUUUGGCUAUAUGAGAUGUCCGCUGCUAUCAGCUCUACUCUUUAUCCAUGCUAUUAUCUUAUCGCCGAUCUUCUACCACUUGUGGGUCGAUCUUGGAUCAGGUAAUAGUAAUUUCUUUUAUGCUAUUUCCCUCGUCUAUGCCUUGGCCCUAGGCUUUAUUCUAAUAGAUCUGUGCUGGUCCAUGCUAAGAAUCGAAUUUGAUGGCGGUAGACCUAACUACAAGCUCAAAGUGACUCAAAUAUAG